AGAUGCCGUCGCUUUGCCGGUGCCUCGCGGGAGGUAACGGCACGCGUUACGCUGCUGCGCGGCCGCUCAGUGCUGCGCAGGUGUUCCCAGGCUUUAAUUUCCAAAAGUUCUGACUAUGCUUUAAAAAAAAAAAAAAAACCCUAAUAAUUGCUGCUGCAAAAGCAUAGGAAGCAAUAAAGCAGUGAGCUCUGAGCUGAAGUUUUACCGAUCCGUUUCCCUCCCUCGCUGUGCCCGUGUGUGCGGUGCUGUUCAGGGGGUGCCCGUCUCUCCCUCUGCAAAUGGCACCAAAACCCAGGAUAGAGACGUGAGGCCCGAUCCUGCAAACCUUUCCUUGCACAGGGUCUCACGUUUGCAUCGCCUAAACAAACCCGAGUGAAAACCGCUCGCUUUACCAGCGCAUCGAGUCACGGGUUUCUUAGUGCAGGUGACAUUAAGGACUUGUAUCAUGGAAAACUCCCGCAGCAAAUUGCCAUUGAUUCAAAUGGGAGUAGUCCUGGGCCCUAGCCCGGGGACAGGAAGGUUCACCUCCAGCUAAUCCUGGCUGCGAGAAGUUUAUUUUUAGUUGAGAAUUAGCUGAGGUUCAGAGUAAGCGGCGUGAGGAGCAAUUCACAGUUCACAGUGCCUCUUUCAGGGAACAGCUUCAAAUGAUAUGGGAAAGAAACAAGUGUGCCCUCCUCGUGCCCUCCCUCCAGUGCCAAGUGGAAGCCAAGAUGAAAUUCCACUCAGUCGUCCAAAAAAAAGGAAGCCCAAAGGAAAGACUCCAUUAGAUGGCAUUGUGCAAGCAGCUGUUCGUCGGCAGUCUGAAAGCAGCGAGCCCUUAACUCCUGAACCUCACGAUAUCCCUCCUCAGAGGAAACGCAAGAAGAAGAAAGUACCUGCUGAUUCUGAGACCUCUUUUACCCAGCAGAAUGUUGCGUCCUUGUUUCAGAAUGGAAAUGGCAUGGAUGUCCCGGAAGCUGAGGAAACAGUGAUCCGCAAACAGAGAAAAAGAACUAAGAAACCUCGGCCAGCAGAAAUGCAGUGUUCCAAUGAGCUAGAAGUGGAGGAGGAAGACAUCAUUGAAGAUGAGCACAGAAGGAGCCCAGAUCAGCAGCCUGUGUUUGCUGCUCCUACUGGGAUUAGCCAGCCUGUUAGCAAGGUGUUUGUUGAAAAAAAUCGGCGUUUCCAGGCAGCUGACCGUGCAGAAUUGGUUAAAACCACUGAAAAUAUCAAUGUGCUCAUGGAUAUGAAGGUUUCAUGGACCACCAGAGACGUCGCCCUCUCAGUGCAUCGAAGUUUCAGGGUGAUUGGACUCUUUACCCAUGGCUUCCUUGCUGGGUAUGCUGUAUGGAACAUCAUUGUUAUCUACAUUUUGGCAGGAAACCAGCUUUCCACGGUUUCUAACCUCCUCCAGCAGUAUAAGACACUAGCAUACCCAGCUCAGAGUUUGUUCUAUUUGUUGCUAUCUGUGAGCACCGUCUCAGCCUUUGACAGGAUUGAUCUGGCGAAAGCAUCCGUUGCACUGAGGGGCUUUCUUACCCUAGAUCCAGCAGCAAUAGCCUCUUUCUUGUACUUUGCUGCUCUUGUCUUAUCCUUAAGCCAGCAGAUGACAUGUGACAGAAUUAAUCUCUACACACCACCUUCAGAGAAUGGCAGCAUCUGGACGGCAGGUACAGAGGAAGAAAUUCUUCACCCAUGGAUUGUGGUGAAUUUGGUAGUGUCUAUUCUAGUUGGGACAAGUUGGAUAUUCCUGUCUUACCGACCAGAGCUAGACCACAGUGAAGAACUGAUGUUUCAUGCUGAAAUUGAGGAAUUUCCCCAGGGGGAUAUCUUACCCAGAGUCCAGCCAUAGCGUGGAACGAGCACCUUCAAAUAUUGUAGCUGUGACCGAUGGCUCAACGUUUUCUUUGUAUUGUAGCCAUAUAAUAUACUUUUCGUAAAGCAAAAAUUGUAUUUUUAUAUUGUAUGUAUUUGCUUUUCUUUGAUCUUUUAUGUGUACUAUUUUUAAAAUUUGCAAUGAUGAAUGAAAACUUUUAUACUCUUGCUUUUUGUUUUAUAAAGUAAAUUAUCUCUAGCACAUAAAGUCAAGCUGAUUUUGUAAACAUUGCUGCCUAGAUAGCCAAACGAAAUAGAGGGAUGCAGGAGAUCAGGUAUUCAGUGCUUUUAGACAACUGUACAUUCUUCGACAACCUGCACUUUGUUAUUGAUGCUGGUAUCAGCUUGUACAGUUGAGUUAUCUGCCUUGGCUAAAUGUUUUCUAGAAAUUAAAACAAAUCUCCUUAUGAAGAAAAUAGUUUAAGAAAGGUUAUAACAAAACAAAAUUAGAAAACAUGCAAUAAACGUUUCAAAGUUAACAAGCAUAGAAUAAUCUGGUUUUAGUUGUCAUAAAAAGCGUUUUUCUAGAGUAUGGGUCUGGAUUGUCAAGGACUUAGUUUGAUAAUUCCUUGAAAAAGGACACUUUUCUUCUUCGUAUCUCUUCAUUUAGUUCUCUUGACAAAGGUCCUGACAAUACCAAGUUCUUCUAAGAUGGUGUAGAUGUAAGAAACAGAAGUUUUAAUGUUGCAGCAGUUUGGUCAGCUAAUGAAUACCUAAAAUGUCCUUUAAUCAAGCUGGGCUUUUUGGGUUGCCAAUAGAAAAUACAGGCCAUGUAAUGUGCAACUGUUACAAAGCCAAUCACAGGAAAAGUGUUCUAAUUUCUACUUUUCUUGUAUAGUAUGGUAAGAGUAAUAGCGUUACUUACUGCUCUUUCUAAAGAAACUUGGAAUUCACAGAUGUUACUUCAACCUAUUUUGAUGGAGAAAGAUUUAUUCCAAAAUCGUUUGUUUUGUGUCAGGAGUGGAACAGGAAAUUUCUUCCUAAACUUAGAAGAAAAUGCCUAUUAAAGCAAAAGAAAAACCCUACAGCAGCCCACCUUCUGUGUAGUGACAUCAUGGUGGUGGUGGUAGCGGCAGUUCAUUGUUUUUGAUGACGGCCAAGAUUUUUCUCCUCUGUGUUUCAGUGGCAAAUGUCUGGCAGGACAAGACAAUCUCCUAAGUAAACUACUCUUGCUAGUAAACUAGCAAGAGCUCGUUUAAAAUCCGUUUCUCAAGAAAUAGCACCUAAAGUAUACGUCCUAUUUUUGUAUGUUAUUUAAUAUGUAUUGAUUUUACACUGUUAUGUUUAAUCCAUGUGUCUAAGCGGGUUUGUGAAGGGGAUGCAGUAGUUAAGUUUGCUGCAGAACUACUGCAAUUUGUAGCACUGAAGAUGAGAGUAGCCAGAUGUUAAAGGGGCAGUAACUUUUAAUGCUGUCACCUCUGUUGCUUUAGAGCACGGGUGAGAAGAUGAGUAACGAGGGCUCUUGGUGCCCUGUAGAACAGCUGAGGUCUGUUAUGCUCAUCCAGCACGUUUAGAAAACUCUAAAAUUCAGUGUUCCUGAUGCUUGUAGAACACUGUGAGUAAUCUGGAAUAAGAUGGUUCCACCAAAAUUAAAAGGACAAAAUUAAAGGGACGUUCCAUUGCUGUCAGCCGUAAUUUAGGGCGUUCCCUUUGUUGUGGGAAAGAGCUGUUAACCUUUUUUGCAAAUUGUUAUGGUUCUUGCUUAUGUACUCUUGCAAAACUGCAGAGCUGAAUAAUGGCUCGCACUGCUCUAUGCAUUAUAUACAUGAAAAUGGAGAGGUUAAGGGUGGCGCUCCCUUCAGUGUGGCACUGGAGGCUUUUGUCUCCAUUUGGCUGUAGGAGAUGGGGGAAGAGGCCCUACUUAAUCUUCCCUCGUAGCUUUCCGCCACAGGGGGAAGCGAGCAUAGGACUUUCUUCAGCUGUAGCGUGUUUUCCAGAAUUGCUGAGCUCCCGAAGACGCGAGUAACACUGGCUUCUAGGUCUGUGUGCUGUUUGAUGCUCCUGUCAACUUGGCUCCGUAAGAAGUGUAAUUUUGCCCAUAAAGAGGAAGUAUGGAGCUCGGUGCACAACAGCCCCAAGAUGUCAAAUCGGUUACAGGAAAAGCCUGAAUAACUUAACCGCUCGAUUUUAAUUUCUGACGCUGUUACACUAGAAUUGGCCUUCUAAGUGUCCCUUUGAGAAAGCACACGCUAGCCCAGAGCCAGGUGUGUUUGUUCUUGUUCUGAAGUAUGGGGUUUGCCUCAAUGAUUUGAGCAGAGGUUAAGCUGACGAUCUUAAUGAGGUCAAUAUUUCAAACCAGGCUUGCCUUUCCAGUUUAUAUUUUUGGGAGGGUCUGGGUAUAUUCAUAUUUGAAUUAACAAGCUUUGAAAUUUGUCAUUUAAAAUUACAUAUAAGUAAACAGUUUGUCGGGUAAUUACCUUUUUUACAAAGUACUUGUAAUUCCCUUAAGCUUCACAAUGGAAUGUGAGUUCAGCUGAGAGCUUUUUGCCUAGCUACCUGGAAAGUUUAGAAAUUCUUGAAGUUUACGAAGCAGAUAUUUAAUUACAGGACAUGCAGUAUCUGUAGAAGCCUUAAUUGAAAUGCUUCUGUGUAUUUCCAUACCAUUGUUAUUAAUGCAGGAUUUUUGUGUUAAGCAAAAAUAUUACCAAGAAGUUAGUGCCAAUUUCUCAUUUUUUAAAACACUUAACCGAUCUAAACUACUGUUAAAAAUUACUGUACUACUUUGUGCUGUUUCCAAAUAAUUGGCAUAUUUAAAAUAAAGCAGUCCAACUCA
Messenger RNA from Struthio camelus australis, 4627 nucleotides. The record is from RefSeq and is a predicted model, not a curated record. Lineage: Eukaryota; Metazoa; Chordata; Aves; Struthioniformes; Struthionidae.